UCCCUACAAAUAAGAUUCCAACAAUUUUAAUUGUUGGAGCUGGUAUAGGUGGACUUAGUUUUUAUCAUUCUGUUCGAAAAAAUCUUGGUAAAAAAUUUAAUGUUAAAAUAUUCGAUCGUGAAACAAGCCCUCAAGAUCGAUGGCAAGGUUAUAAUAUUUACUUUAAUAAAAAAGGUGUUACCUCUUUAUUCUAUUGCACACCACCUGAAGUUCAAGCUCGUUUUCCUGAAGCAAUACCAGAUCCAACUCCUACGGAAUGUCAUACUUUGGCGCUUACUGAUGAUGUUGGGAGAUAUCUACUUUAUUCACCACGUCAAAAAACUAAAAACGUCUAUGAAAUAGAACCUCUUAAACAUGAUUUUGCUGGUAUAGUUGCAUAUCGCAAUAUAUUAAGAGAUGUUUUAUUGGAAGGUGUUGAUAUCCAAUGGGGUAAAAAAUGUGUUAGUUAUGAGGAAAGUGAUGGUGGUAUUUGGGUAUUGUUCGAGGAUGGAACAAGAGAAUUUGGUGAUUUAUUAAUUGGUGCUGAUGGAAUUAAUUCUCCAAUUCGAAAACAAAAGGUUCCUAAUUUAGAAAUCCUCGAUCUUGGUGUAACUAGUGUCACUGUAGAUAUUGCUGUACCAAAAAAUUUGGCCGACCACUUGAUGUCUGUUUACUCAAAUUCAACAAUACAAGAAUCUCUUGGCAAAAAUGGCGAUUUUCAUUUUUCCCUGUUUCGUUUUAUACCAAUUGAUCAAUUCGAUGAACCAAUUUAUAGGGUUACCCUUGCAUAUAUUUAUCCGACAAAACUUGAUAUUGAAGAAAAUAUGUCGAUUGACGAUGAUGAUCCUGAAUCUGUUAUAAAACAUACAAUUUCAAGAAUUAAACAAUUACGUCCUCCUUGUGAGUUAACCGAUUUAUUAAUUGAAUUAUUUUCGUUGGUUCCAUUCUCCAAUCUGGGCGAAAAGUAUCCAUUUAGAACAUAUAUUCCUCCACGACGUCGUCAAUUUCGUGAUAUUUAUCCAUUAUCUGUCCCGCCUUGGAAAAAUGAUAGAAUAAUUUUGUUAGGUGAUGCUGCUCAUGCUAUGAAUCCAAUAUUAGGAUUAGGUGCAAAUAACGCAAUACAAGAUGCCGAUCUAUUGACCAAAGAACUACUUAAUUACGAAAAUUAUAAUUUAGUCGAAUGUGUUCGACGAUAUAAUGAGCAAAUGCGAGCUCGAUCAUCUAAAGAUGUUAUGGAAUCACGUGAUAUGAUACUAAAACAUCGAGAGCCAGUUGGAAAUUUUGGUCUAGUU
Molecule: messenger RNA, 1271 nt
Organism: Dentiscutata erythropus
Lineage: Eukaryota; Fungi; Glomeromycota; Glomeromycetes; Diversisporales; Gigasporaceae
Source: the annotation of a GenBank genome assembly